UCCGCAGGCUCCUCCGGAAGCUCAGUAGCACGCGCCGUUGCGAUCAGGAGAGAGCUUGCCCCCCCCCGUUGGAGGGGGAAUGGUAUGACCCGCCCGCUUCUGCGCAGGCCUAGAGGACAAUGCCAUGAGGAGCAGUAAGAGGGGGUACAAGAUUUCCCCCUAAUGAAAGAGUAUGGCAGGACUCCUGGCCCCGUCCUGGCGCAGCCUGAGGAUGGAGCUGGGGGCUGAGCCGGGCCCCCCGCGCUGCGGGGACACCGACACCCUGAGAGAUGAUGGCACAGGCACGAUGGAGAUCAAGAUGGAUGCGGCUGGUGGACUGUGCCAGACGAAGCCCCCCCGGCAGCUCCACAUGUGCCCAGACUGCGGGAAGGCUUUCGGGCAGAGCUCGCACCUGGCCCAGCACCAGCGCCUGCACACGGGUGAGAGGCCCUAUGCCUGCGGGGACUGCGGGCGCCGCUUCGCCGCCAGCUCCAACUACCUGACGCACCGGCGUGUGCACACGGGCGAGAAGCCCUAUGACUGCGGGGACUGCGGGCGCAGCUUCCGCGUCAGCUCCACCCUGGCCCGCCACCGCCGCCUACACACGGGUGAGAGGCCCUACAGCUGCGGGGACUGUGGGCGCCGCUUCUCCCAGAGCUCGUCUCUGGCCAAGCACCGGCGCCUGCACACAGGUGAGAGGCCCUACGCCUGCCCUGACUGCCAGGAGGCCUUCGCAGCUGCCGCCGCACUGAAAGCUCACCGCAGCCGGCGCCACGUGGGCGACCGCCCCUUCCCCUGCCCCGAUUGUGGCCGGGGCUUCCGGCGCAGCUCCGACCUGGUGCAGCACCAGCGCGGCCACUCUGGGGAGCGCCCAUACCAUUGCCUGCACUGCAAUGCCACCUUCGGCCUGGCUUCUACCCUUGUCACCCACUUGCGGGGGCACACAGGCGAGCGCCCCUACCGCUGCCCCCGGUGCGGCGCCACCUUCACCCGCAGCUCCACCCUCGCCCGGCACUGCCGCGGGCAUCGGGAUGGGACCGAGACGGGAGCAGGAGCUGGGACAGAGGUGGGGAAGCAGAGAAAUGAGCUGGGCCAGGAGAAAGUGGGUCUGGACCAGGUCAUAGAACCAGAAAGGGAAAGCCAGGGCUCAGGGAUGGAGGGGUGUCACCAGGGCACAGACCCAGGGGGGCAGAACCAGGGCACAGAGCUGAAGAAACAGAGUGAGGAGAGUGAGUCGAGCACGGUGCCAGAGGAGCCAGGGGCAGAACAGCAGGGUCAGCAGCAGUGCGUAGAGCAGGAGAGGGUGGAAGGGCCCCAUCCGAGCCAGCCACUCCCAUCCGGGGCUGCUGCUGAACAGCCAUACCUGUGCCCAGUGUGUGGGAAGCACUUCUCACGGCGCUCCAACCUGCUGGCACACCAGCGCAUCCACGCAGGUGAUAAGCCCUUCCGGUGCCCUGAGUGCGGACGUGGGUUCCUGCGCGGCUCCAACCUGCGCACGCACCGGCGCCUGCACACAGGCGAGCGCCCGUAUCCCUGCCCAGACUGCGGCAAGCGCUUUGGGGACACCUCAGUGCUGGUGAAGCACCAGCGCAUCCACACGGGCGAGCGCCCCCACCGCUGCCCCGACUGCCCUCGGCGCUUCAGCCAGGCUUCAGACCUGGGCGCCCACCGCCACGUGCACACUGGGGAGAAGCCCUAUGUGUGCCCUGACUGUGGGCGCGGCUUCUCCCGUAGCUCCAACCUGCUCACCCACCGGCGCCUGCACCGCGGCGAGCGCCCCUACCCCUGCCCGGACUGCGGGAAGCGCUUUGCCCAGAGCUCUGACCUGCUGCAGCAUGGGCGCGUGCACACAGGCGAGAAGCCCUACCCCUGCCCGCAGUGCGGCAAGGCCUUCAGCAAAGGCUCCACACUGGCCGGGCAUCGGCGCAUCCACACGGGCGAGAAGCCCUUUGCCUGCACCACCUGCCCCAAGCGCUUCCGCCACAGCUCCCAUCUCACUGCCCACCUCCGUGUGCAUGCCCGCCAGCGCCCACUCUGAGCCAGCCCUGGCCCCCACCAGCUACUCAUGGAGCAGUGCUGACACCAGGGGAACCAGAAUGACAUUCCUGUGAGCUGUGCUACCACCAGGGGGUGCUGGAAUGACAUCACCAAGAGCUGUGAUGUCAUUACAGGGUGCUAGAUUAACAUUGCUAUGAGCUGUGUUGCCAUCAGGAGUGGCGAGAAUGACACCGUGAGCUGUGCUGGCACCAGAGAGCAGCAGGAUUAGAUUACUAUGGGCUGUGAUGUCACCAGAGAGUGCUAGAAUGAUGUCACCGUAAACUAUGACAACAGCAGGAGCUUUGGAAUGACAUUGCCAUGAGCUGUGUUACCACAAGGGGGCACUAGAAUGAUGCUGUUGGGAGCUAUGAUGUCACCUGGGGCACCAGAAUGACACCCCACCAUGAGCUGUGCUACUACCAGAGGGUGCCAGAAUGACAUCACUAUGAACUUUGAUGUCACCAACGGGUGCUGGAAUGAUAUGAUGAGAGCUGUGCUGGCACCAGUCUGCUGUGGAAUGACAUCUGAAUGAGCUGUGAUGUCACCAGGGGCUUUGGAAUGGUGCCACCAUGAGCUGUGCUGCCACCAGGAAGCACCAGAGUAAUGCUGCUGGGAGCUGUGAUGUCACCAGGAGGCUUUGGAAUGAUGUUACCCUGAGCUGUGAGAUCACCAGGGUACCUGAAGGACACCACUGGGAGUGGCUUUUGGGAGCCAUGUGACCACCAGGGGGACACUAGAGGGAUACACCCACUUCUACCACCCCCUGAAAUAGCUGCUGUGAGUCUUGGCAACGGAGGGUGGGCUGGAGGGGUGGCCUUACCCCCCUGUCCCAGGGAGUGGUGGGAUUGGCUUAGAGCAAGGGAUGGGGUUGGGACAUAGGGCUCCUGGGUCCUCUCCUCAGCUCCAGGGGAGUAGUGGGGUUAGGGGAAGAGAGGGCAGGGUGGCAGGGCUGAGCACCAGGACACGGGUACUUCCUGGGACUCUAUUCUUGACACGUGUCCUGGCUCUUGGGCCUGAUACUCUUGCACAUCCCACCAUCCCCAAGAACUAGGGCCCUGACAUAGGCUCUGUUCCCACUCUUAGCCCUCCCCACCAGCCCUGAGUAUCGCCGAUACCUGCACAAGCUGUAGCAAGGCCUGUUUCCCCACCAAAGCAGGUGCAAUGGGUCAGGGGGCAGGAACCCUCAGAUCUCAUUUCCAGCGGCCCCAGGAAGGUCGGAAAAUUUGAUGCCCCUUGCCUGAGUCUGCUGAGAGGCAGAAGCCCCUGCUUACUGCAGUACAGACCCAGGUGCCAAGCAGAGGGAGAAGUGGGGGGGG
Alligator mississippiensis (American alligator) is the source of this 3332-nucleotide messenger RNA. Its product is annotated as zinc finger protein 436. The record is from RefSeq and is a predicted model, not a curated record. Gene Ontology annotation, cellular component: nucleus. Gene Ontology annotation, molecular function: DNA-binding transcription activator activity, RNA polymerase II-specific; RNA polymerase II cis-regulatory region sequence-specific DNA binding. The transcript is spliced from 3 exons. Lineage: Eukaryota; Metazoa; Chordata; Crocodylia; Alligatoridae. Bases 173 to 2017 code for a protein of 614 amino acids. Gene Ontology annotation, biological process: regulation of transcription by RNA polymerase II.